Messenger RNA from Limanda limanda (common dab), 1662 nucleotides. RefSeq names its product caspase 7, apoptosis-related cysteine peptidase (gene casp7). Lineage: Eukaryota; Metazoa; Chordata; Actinopteri; Pleuronectiformes; Pleuronectidae. The record is from RefSeq and is a predicted model, not a curated record. Gene Ontology annotation, cellular component: cytoplasm. Gene Ontology annotation, biological process: apoptotic process; proteolysis. The transcript is spliced from 7 exons. The coding region runs from base 65 to 1024 and encodes 319 amino acids.
GAAGACGGAACUUAAAACCACUGAUUCUCACACCACAGCUCCUCAACACAACACAAGUAACAAUAUGGCUGCAGGACCCCCGGAGACCACCGGACUGGAAGAUGGACCAAAGGAGGAGGAAGAAGAGGAAGAGGAGGAGGCGAUGGGAGACGUGACAGACGCCAAACCUGACCGCAGAGGAAGGUUCCUGCUGUUUGGGCGUAAGAAGAAUAAGGAUGGCCAGACGCGGGAGCAGGACUACUCUUCUGAAAGCCAUUACAGAAUCGUUUCACCAACAUUCCAGUAUAAGAUGAGCCACCAGCGAGUGGGCAAGUGCGUCAUCAUCAACAACAAAAACUUUGAUGAAAAGACAGGGAUGAAUGUACGCAACGGCACGGACCGAGACGCCGGCGAGCUGUUCAAGUGCUUCAAGAGCCUGGGCUUCGAGGUCUUCAUCUACAAUGACCAGACGUGUGAGAAGAUGGAGCGUCUUCUCAGAGAAGCCUCGGAGGAAGACCAUAGUGACAGCUCGUGUUUCGCCUGUAUCCUGCUAAGCCACGGCGAGGAGGGCAUGAUCUACGGCACAGAUGGAGCCAUGCCCAUCAAGACCAUGACCUCGCUGUUCAGAGGGGACAUGUGCAAAAGCUUAGUGGGAAAGCCAAAACUCUUCUUCAUCCAGGCUUGUCGGGGUUCUGAAUUUGAUGAUGGUAUACAGACAGAUUCGGGUCCGCCAAACGACACCCUGGAGACAGAUGCUAAUCCAAGACAUAAGAUUCCUGUAGAGGCAGAUUUCCUCUUUGCCUACUCAACUGUUCCAGGGUAUUACUCAUGGAGGAACCCUGGGCGCGGCUCCUGGUUCGUCCAGGCGCUCUGCAACGUCCUCAACGAGUUUGGCAAGCAGCUGGAGAUAAUGCAGAUCCUGACCCGGGUCAACUACAUGGUAGCUACCAGCUUUGAGUCCUGGUCCGAAGACCCGCGUUUCAGCGAGAAGAAGCAGAUCCCCUGCGUGGUGUCUAUGCUGACCAAAGAACUGUAUUUCAACUAACCGCCAACCUUAAGUGAGCGUACUGUUGGACACGGAAGACUCGAGUGACUGACGAGACUGACUGUGUCAGGUACUGGCGAAGCGGUCAAAGCAUUCAGGGAAGAUUCAGGCCCAGCAGGACACUGCUCAUUCUGAGCCCAUAUUAAUAUUUUGCAUGUUUAGUUGGGCCUGAAAAACAACAACACUCUGUGAGAAAAAAAACCGAUAUAUUUACAGUGGCACUCCACGUUCAUGUGUUGAUGGUGACAUUUAUUCCUCCUCUUCAGGUUGUUCUUCAGAAUAAUGGCGUCACAUUUGAUCUGAUCUUUGUCGACAGGCAUUGUGAAAUAUCCAUGUUAUUCUACCAGACCCGGAAAAUUUGCUGCCAGUUUUUGUGGGCUCGGGGAAUCGUAAUUGAAAAUGUGUCUUUCCAUUUUCCAGCAUUUUGCAAGUGACGUUGAAAAGAACUGUACCGGACAAAGGCAAACAAGAACAGAUUAUAGGCCGCGCUUCUUUUCAUUUUAGUUUUGUGACUUCAAAUAAUUUGGGGUUCUGUGAGCAGCCUCUCCAGAGCCUGAUCACUAUUACACAAUCAAAUAAAUGAGAAACUCGAAAGUUGAAUGCUUUUAAAGCCUUUUUAUAAAGCUCCCAUAAAUAAA